Pelodiscus sinensis (Chinese soft-shelled turtle) is the source of this 1691-nucleotide messenger RNA. The record is from RefSeq and is a predicted model, not a curated record. Lineage: Eukaryota; Metazoa; Chordata; Testudines; Trionychidae.
UUUAAAUUACUCUUUCAGAUUGAUUCUUGGUGCAAAGAGAAUAGUUACGUGAUCGCUGGAUAUUACCAGGCUAACGAGCGCAUGAAAGAUGCCAGUCCAAACCAGGUUGCUGAAAAGGUAGCCUCCAGGAUUGCAGAGGGCUUUAAUGACCCAGCACUCAUAAUGGUGGAUAACACAAAAUUUACGAUGGAGUGCAUAGAACCUGCCAUUCACGUGUAUGAGCAUCAUGAAAACAAAUGGAGAUGCAAAGACCCACAUUUUGAUUAUUGUGAAGACUGGUCUGAAGCCCAGAGGAUCGCUGCAUCUCUCUUGGACAGCAAAUCCUAUGAAACCCUUGUGGAUUUCGAUAAUCACCUAGAUGACAUCCGGAAUGACUGGACAAACCCAGAGAUCAACAAAGCUGUCCUACACCUAUGUUAGGGAGGCUUCUACUGACUGAUUUAUGGGCAUUUCCACUAUGCUGAAGAUACUUUAAAAAAUAUUUUUGAUUAUAAAUAGAAAUAUAUUCAGAACCACCUGAGGAACGCCAACAGAUUAAAAAAGUGGCAUGUCACUUGGAAAAGGUAACAUGCCCAUAAGCAGUCAAAUCUUUUUAAUGAGAAUCCUUAGAAGAAAUACAAACUGUCAGUUAACAGCCAUCCUUGUGGAUUCCUUCCCAAUUGUAGUGAUUAUUGCUAUAACCUUUAAAACCAGAACUGCUUCUGUUUGUCCAAAUUGUUCAUAUUAAAAAGUUUUGACUAACCUUUUAUAAUCUUUAGAGAGAAUAAUUUUUAAAGAUUUAUGACACAUCUUUCAAAAAUGAAUCUUGUCCUUAGAUGAGAUGGUUUUUAAAUUCAUUAAGACGUGUGUGUGUAAACAAAAUCCAGUGGUUACUGGUGUUUUGACCUAGUUCUUAACUGGCAUUAUAUUGAUGCAGUAGAAUAAUGCUAACUACUAAAGAUUAUACACUGUGCACAUAUUGUAUUUGUUCUGCAGAAGUUUAGCAUAUCAUAGCUGCAGAAUAAUAAAUCCCGAAAGCAAUAUUCCCAAAUGCUGCAGAGAUUCCCAACCAUGCUGGAACUACAACCUCAGUUGUUGCCUAAGAAAUAGUUCUAGCCACAGUUUAAAACAAAUCUUAACUCUAUGGUCUGUGAAAAGGAUUUAGAGCACAUUAAUGGUUUUGACUCAACGGCAAGGCUCUGUAAGAGUUGAAAAAACAAAGAGUAAAAUGCCAUCUUGAUUAUUUAAACAGAUGCUCAUAAUUCUGAGCUGAUUCGCACACUGUCCAUUCAGAUAGUCCUGAAAUGUAAAUUAAAAGCAACUGAUCAGUCUUUAGCAUAUGGAUCAAAGAAACCUUGAAACACUCUAGUUUGUCUUAAAUCUAUCUUUCUAAUUAGUAUCUGUUUCUAACAAAAGUUCACCAGUUGAUGGGGACCCUUUAUAGCAGAAUUUCCUUUGUCAUUUUUAUAUGUAUUAUUUUGUACCAGGUAUCCCAAAGGCAUUAUACCUUACUUUCUGUUUUUCUUUUAACUAUGUUACUAUAGAACUUGUAACAACUUAACCUGGUGUACCUAAUGAAAGGAUUAAUUUUAUAUCAUUCAACACUUUCUAACAGUAACAGCAAAUGGAAGGACAAUGCUUUAGCUGACCAACUGCUAUUGUAGCUUGUCCCCCACCACCUGAAAAUAAACUUGAUGAUGUGGGGAAUGUCA